AUGGAUAGUGAAUAUCGUGUUAUCUUGAAUGUUGGUGGUAUACGACAUGAAACAUACAAACAUACGCUUAAAAAAAUUCCGGCCACACGUUUAAGUCGUUUAACACAAAAUUUGGCUAAUUAUGAUCCGGUCCUUAAUGAAUACUUCUUUGAUCGUCAUCCUGGCGUCUUUGCUCUUAUUUUGAAUUAUUAUCGCACUGGCAAAUUGCAUUAUCCGCUGGAUGUUUGCGGGCCACUUUUUGAGGAAGAAUUAAAGUAUUGGGGUUUGGAUGCUAGUGAAGUUGAGCCAUGUUGUUGGAUGACAUAUACGCAACAUCGUGACACCCAAGAAGUAUUAACCACUCUCGAUAAACUUGAUAUCGAUUUUGAUGAAAAUCAUCUGAAGGAUCCGGAAGAAGUUUAUCGACGAUUUGGUUGGGAAGAUGACUAUCAUAAUCAUUCGCUAUCAAAAUGGCAAAAAUUGAAGCCAAAAAUUUGGCAUUUAUUCGAUGAACCUUACUCAUCCCACGGGGCAAAAAUAAUUGCCAUUGUAUCAGUUUUCUUCCUUAUCAUAGCUAUCUUCGUGUUUUGUCUUAAAACACAUCCCGCUUUACGGGUUGCCGAAUUAGAUGAUAUGCAAAUCAAUAUUACUUCUGGUCGUUAUUAUUAUCCCAUCGGUUUCCCAAACAAAUAUCGUGCCGGAACAAUUGGUAUUGAUAAACAAAAUUCUAAGCCUCAUCCGGGUUUUUUGAUAGUUGAAGCGAUAUGUAAUGUAUGGUUCACAAUAGAAAUAUUAAUUCGAUUUAUAACUUGUCCUAGCAAAAUUAAAUACUUUAAAACGCCGGUGAAUAUAAUAGAUUUAAUAGCUACGCUAACAUUUUAUUUGGAUUUAUUAAUGACAACAUAUGGUUCAACAGCUGAUCUCGAAUUCUUUUCAAUUGUUAGAAUUAUGCGCCUGUUCAAACUGACUCAGCAUUCUAGUGGCCUCAAGAUUCUCAUGCAUACUUUCAGGGCAAGUGCUAAUGAAUUGAUGUUAUUGGUAUUUUUUCUUAUUCUUGGUAUCGUCGUAUUUGCAUCGUUAGUUUAUUAUGCAGAACGAGUUGAAGUAAAUCCUGAAAAUCAGUUUCAAAGUAUCCCAUCGGGUUUAUGGUGGGCUGUAGUAACAAUGACAACGAUUGGUUAUGGUGAUAUGACCCCUCAUACAUAUUUGGGACGUAUCAUUGGUUCAAUGUGUGCACUUGCCGGUGUUUUAACUAUUGCAUUACCCGUUCCCGUGAUAGUUAGCAAUUUUGCUCUAUUUUAUUCUCACACGCAAGCUCGCUCCAAAUUACCCAAAAAGCGUCGCGGUGUUUUAAGUAUUGAUCAAGUGAAACAACAACCAGCUAUGGUACAAAAGCGUGUUCAGGUACUUCGCGAAAAACAACCAGCAAAAGAACCAUUAAUGGUAAAACACAAUGGCCCACCAGAUAGACUGAUAAAAUAA
Molecule: messenger RNA, 1461 nt
Organism: Cercopithifilaria johnstoni
Lineage: Eukaryota; Metazoa; Nematoda; Chromadorea; Rhabditida; Onchocercidae
Source: the annotation of a GenBank genome assembly